Molecule: messenger RNA, 179 nt
Organism: Ambispora leptoticha
Lineage: Eukaryota; Fungi; Glomeromycota; Glomeromycetes; Archaeosporales; Ambisporaceae
Source: the annotation of a GenBank genome assembly
UGAAUACAAUCAAGCACUUCAAUUCCUAGAAAAAGGUUGUAAGUGUGGUUGCUCUGCUAAACUACCCAAAGAGAAGUUUGCCAAACUCCGUUCUGACUUCCAAUCUCUUUCUAAACCCGAACAAGAUGCUUAUGUAAUGGCUAAUCUUAUUUCUAUGGAUGAGGGAGAGAUUACCACCA